This is a messenger RNA of Procambarus clarkii (red swamp crayfish), 1063 nucleotides long. Its product is annotated as BOS complex subunit TMEM147. The record is from RefSeq and is a predicted model, not a curated record. NCBI's taxonomy places the organism in Eukaryota, Metazoa, Arthropoda, Malacostraca, Decapoda, Cambaridae.
CGCUUCCCCAGCAGUUGGUGGUUGGCCAGUGUUAGCUGCGUGUGGCCGGCUCCAUUCCUCCUCUUCACAGUGAACCAAAACAUGACGUUUUUCCACUUCGGGAACUGCCUGGCCCUGGCCUAUGGGCCGUAUUUCCUCACAUAUAAGUACUCGGGGAUGCCUGAGUACGGUGCGUUUUGGAAGUGUUGCCAAGCUGGCGGCAUGUACAUGCUCACUCAAUUGUGCAAGAUGCUCUUACUGGCUACGUUCUUUCCAACGUCAGAUGGACCGCCAGAAUCUGCAAGCUUGGCUACCGAAAUCGUGAAAACGACAGUGGACUUUGGGGACGUGAUGGGCCUUAGCAUCGUGAUGGGUCGAGUACCCGGGGCCGGACACAUCAAAAUUUUGAUCACGGGCCUUGGGUGGGCGGCAGCCGACCUUCUCCUAACACGGGCGCUUCCCCUUUGGGUGGGUGCUCGCGGCCUGGAAUUUGACUGGAAAUAUAUUCAGAUCAGCCUUGAUGCUAACAUUAGUCUGGUACACCACUUGAAUAUGGCAUUGCUUGUGUGGCUGUGGUGGCGAAGUGAUCUGGCUGCGGCGGUGCGACCCAUCGUGGCUGUACUGAUAGCGGGAUGUGUGUACAGGCCACUCUUACCACAGUUGUUGGCUAUGCUCUUAGGGUCUCGACCAGUUGGCUUUGCACUUCUGGCUGCUUGUGCAACGCCAACGCUGUGCACGGCCCUUAUUGCCUCUCACAUAUUCAUCACUCACAGUGCAUCCUUUCGCUGAGAGUAUCAUGAGUGAUCAAAUCCACAAGGGCCGUGAUGAGGGUUCAAACUUACAUCCGGGAUGAUCCUAGAUGCUCCUUGGUCGUAUCUUGGCCCGGGCCUUAGCCUGAACAUAAGUUCGAACCCCUCAACACAGCCUUUGUGGAUUUGUUCAUUUGAUGUAUCACGCUAUUGUGAUGUCUGUAUCACAAGUGAUGCUCUUUUCCUUAAGAAUGUAUUCCAUUUGUAUACAGAUAAAUGUUUGAUUAAUCGCAGUUAUGUACCUCAACCUGUCUUGAUAAUAAACAAUAAAAGUA